AUGCAAGCAGCAUGCGAGAAGCGUUCAGAAGAGAUUCAGAGCAUUCGAGUUGCUAAGCUAGAGCAUACAGUGAGCAAGCAGUGUCGAGCAAGCAGUAUGCAAGCAGCAUGCGAGAAGUAUUCAGAAGAGAUUCAGAGCAUUCGAGUUGCUAAGCUAGAGCAUACAGCGAGCAAGCAGUGUCGAGCAAGCAGUAUGCAAGCAGCAUGCAAGAAGCAUUCAGAAGAGAUUCAGAGCAUUCAAGUUGCUAAGCUAGAGCAAACAGCGAGCAAGCACAGUAUCAAGCAAGCAGUAUGCAAGCAGCAUGCAAGAAGUAUUCAGAAGAGAUUCAGAAUAUUCGAGUUGCUAAGCUAG
Cryphonectria parasitica EP155 is the source of this 351-nucleotide messenger RNA. RefSeq lists its product as uncharacterized. Bases 1 to 351 code for a protein of 116 amino acids. The transcript has 2 exons. The record is from RefSeq and is a predicted model, not a curated record. NCBI's taxonomy places the organism in Eukaryota, Fungi, Ascomycota, Sordariomycetes, Diaporthales, Cryphonectriaceae.